AAGGAGGUUGUAUUGCAAGAGAGGGAAGAACACGAGGAUGCACUUCUUGUUGUAAACAAGUGGAGACAUAUUGCUCGAUGGGUACCAAAUGCUCCUGAUAAACGAUCCAAACAGCAGGCAACAGCUGUUACAAUCCAUGCUACUGUUCCGAAAUCAGUGAAAAAUGGAACGAAGGAGCAACUACCUACAGAAGUAAUGAUGGUCAUGUUUGGAGGCACCAACAGCAGUAAUGCUUAUUUGAACAACAUUACUUGGAUGUAUGAUUAUAAGAUUAACUCAUGGCGAAAUGUAACAGUCCAGAAACACCCUACUGUCUACAAAGGCCAUUCUUUAGUUACACUGUGCAAUGACACUGUUGUAUUGUUUGGUGGAGUUAACACCCAGAAAAACUUUUCCAAUGAAACAUGGAUUUUUCAAGCAUCAAAACAAAACUGGACACAGAUAUUUCCAAGUACAGGUGGUAAUACACUAUGGCCCCGUGCUUACCAUAGUGCUGUCACAAUGAAGUCUCCAAAUGCUACUUGCACAUGCCCUGACUCAAUGUUUGUGUAUGGAGGACGUCUAUACAAUAACACUGACAGCAGUGAGCUGUGGGAGCUCAGAUGUCAAACAAAUAGUUUACAGUGGACAUGGUUAAAGAGAAACAAACAACACUCUAACUAUCAGAAUUGGCCUCCUCCUGGUUGCAACUUCCUUGCUGCAUCUAACCAGAAGACUUCACUGUAUUUGUACGGACUUACAAACAGUGACGGUGAUCAAUACAAACUCUGGAAUUUGCUCUUGACCGUUUCUGGUGAUGUUGAAUGGACUGUCGUCUUUGAACUUGCACGAAACAGGUCUCCUGGGCACACAGUAAUGGACUUGAACUUGAAGAGUCUGACAGCUCAAUACAUGACAAUUGGAAAAGAAAAUCACUACUUUAUAGUUUGCUGCCCUCUUUAUGCCUUUGAUUUCCAAGUUAUGAUGUGGAAAUUACCACAAGUUUUCUAUGAAACUGCUUCUCAAGCAGUGCCUUGUUUGAGGUACCCUUCGUCUGCAGCUGUAAAUGACCAAUUAGUAAUCUUUGGUGGUAGCUCAUGUAAUGCAGAAAAUAACAUUGACUUCAAUAAGUUGUGGAAUCUAACACUUGCAAAUACAAGAGCUUGGUUGUGGGAGCAAAAAGAGCCUCCACUGACUGGUCCAUUGCGUGGUAGGGGAGGUAUGGCUGCAGACAUAAAUUAUAAAAAGAAUAAAUUGUAUGUGUAUGGCGGUUUACUGAUGAAUCCGUAUGGAUAUGAUUUAAUGCUUUCAGACAGUUCUAUUUGGACAUUGGACAUAAGAGAAAGGAGAUGGGGUGCCAGUUUGAUGCCAUUUAGCCCACCUCCACUGUUUGGACAGACUGGGAUCAUGUUGAACAUAGGCUUUGUUGUGGUUGGCGGGAAGUCAGAAAGCGGAAAAAAUGGCACUUUAGGUAGCAAAACAUGGAUUUUUGAUGAUGAUAAAAAUGUGUGGGUUUACUAUUACCAUGAAACUGUGAACAAUCGAAUGUGGCAUUCAGCUGCAAGAAAAAACAGUCAUAUUAUGGUUAUUUUUGGUGGAUUAAAGUAUGAAGGCAAUCAAAUGAUUGCUCUUAAUGACACAUGGCAAUUAACAGUGCACUCAGGUAGUAACGCUGAAGACAGCACAUACAAAUGGAAACAGUUGGAGUCAAACUCAUCAGUUCUUUCUGGUCGAUUUGGACACACAGCUGUGAUAAUCAACAACACAAUGAUUGUGUAUGGAGGAAGUACUGGAAGUAGUCAAAGAGGAAGUGCAAAUUAUAUAUGCCAGUCUGUUGUGUGGAUGUAUGAUAUUUUGAGUAAAAGGUGGGAAAACUACUCGGGAUCGGUGAAAAGGUGUUUGCACUCAGCUGCUACUAUAGGUACCAAAAUGAUAAUUGUUGGUGGAUGCUCAACCAUUCCAUCUUCUCUUUUGACUGGCGAACAGCUUAUGACAUGUCCAGAUUCUAGUAGUGACAUGUUGGCAUUUACUUUAGAUGCAACAUUAUCGAAGGUUCUGAAGGUGGAGUAUUUACAGGUUAGCAAUUGGAUAGAUGGUUCUUUCCUUGCUGCCUCACUACUUCCUUGGCAAAAUGGCACUCUCUCUCUUCUUGGCGGCUUUCCUGCAGAUAUUCCAGAGGAUGGAAACUUCUAUGAUGGUACAACUAAAGCAAUUUCUGUCAUCCGGCCUGGCUGCAAUCCAGGCUUUGUCAGUUCUAAUUUUUCACUACAUUACUGUCAUCAAUGUUCAUUUCGACAGUACCCUAAUGCUGCUAGAAACAAUUGUAGCUUUUGUCCACAAGGACUGACAAUACCUAAAGGUGGUUACCCUGUGACAGGUCAAUGGAAUUGUUCACACUGCAUCAAUAGCACAUCCUACUGUCAAAAUGGAAAGUGUCAUGUAGUUGAAGGUGAGAACAAUGUUAGAAGAGCAUAUUGUAGCUGUCCUUUUGGAUUUGAAAACAUACCUGCGGAUAGUAAUGAGAAUGAAGUUAGUGUUUGUCAGCCAAUCUAUUUAGCUGAAGAAAUAGGAGCAAUACUUGCCAUUGUAAUAGUGAUUUCUCUCAUCAUCAUGGCUGUACGAGUAGCUAGAAGACAUUUCAAACAAGCAUUAGAGACCAGGGAAGGUGAACUGAGGGAUUUAGCAAACAUUUGGGUGAUAGAUUCAAGAGAACUCAAGCUACUAGAAAGAAUAGACAGCACUGCUCCAGGGGGAUUUGGUGAUGUAUACAGAGCUGAGUACCGAGAAUUUAUUGUUGCAGUUAAGAAACUCCAAGAUCUUCAACGAAUUGACGCUUGUGAACGAGAGUUUGAAAGAGAAAUUAAAUUUAUGCGGACAGUUCGUCACCCCAACAUUGUACUCUUUCUGGGUGGUGGCCGGUUUCAUGAUGAUGGCUGUCCAUUUCUGGUACUAGAGUACAUGUCAAGAGGUUCUCUUGGCGCUAUACUCAAAGAUGAUUUAAUAACAAUAACAGAUGAUCAAAAAAUUCGAUUCUGUCUUGAUGCUGCGAAAGGCAUGAAAUUUCUUCAUGGACUAUCUCCUCCUCGUGUCCAUCGUGACCUUAAGAGCAACAACCUUCUUGUCAGCAAACACUGGGUCGUAAAAGUUGCAGAUUUUGGGUCAGCAAGACUGAUUAGGGAAGAUAGACCACUGGAUGAUACUGCCAGUGGAGAAUUUUCACAACUUUCGGACUCAGCACCACUUUUAGGAAGAAACUCACAACUGUCUAUUGGAGUGGGAACCACACAAUGGAGUGCUCCAGAGCUUCUUUCAGGACAGAUAUAUGGCAGCCCUGUGGAUGUAUACAGUUUCGGAAUUGUUAUGUGGGAAAUCUGGACUAGAAAGAUUCCUUAUGAUGACACAAAUUUUCAGAGAUCUGGACAGCUUCGACGAGCAGUGUCAGAGGGAAUGAGACCACCUAUUCCUGAAGAUUGCCCACAAUCGUAUGGUCAUCUAAUUAAGCACUGCUGGCAUAGUGAUGCAAGAAGAAGACCAUCAUUUCAAACAAUAGUAGAAAAAUUGGAAAAAAUUAACGACAGAUUUCUAAUUGCAGUGGGUGGUAGUGGAGAUCAGGAUGAUAGUUAAUUAAUGACUUCUGCUAGAGUGUUUCAGUGUGAUCGAACUGUCGUGCUAUUGAAAGUAUCACUACAUACUGUAAAUGUAUGAUCUUUAGGAAA
This is a messenger RNA of Corticium candelabrum, 3695 nucleotides long. RefSeq lists its product as uncharacterized. The record is from RefSeq and is a predicted model, not a curated record. Gene Ontology annotation, cellular component: cytoplasm. Gene Ontology annotation, biological process: protein phosphorylation; signal transduction. The transcript is spliced from 2 exons. Bases 196 to 3603 code for a protein of 1135 amino acids. Lineage: Eukaryota; Metazoa; Porifera; Homoscleromorpha; Homosclerophorida; Plakinidae. Gene Ontology annotation, molecular function: protein binding; protein kinase activity; ATP binding.